CCGCGAAGAACUCCUUUAUUAGAACCCUAAAUAUUUGUUCGCAAAGAUCAGAGCUUUAGGGCAUGGCUAUGGCGAUCCGAAGCGCCUGGCGAUCGAUCGCGCGCCUAAAGAACCCCAUCAGCAGCAGGAGCAGGGCAUUCUCGACGAUCGACGAGGAGGAAAGGCGGCAGCUUGUCAACAGAUUGCUCUACCGGAGCAAGCAGCGGGGAUUCCUGGAGCUCGAUCUGGUGCUGGGGAAAUGGACGCAAGAAAACAUCCAUCAGCUGGACGACAAGCACUUGGAAUCGUUGAUCCAAGUCCUCGAUCUGGAAAACCCCGAUCUAUGGAAAUGGCUCACAGGGCAAGCCGAGGUGCCAGAAUCCAUCACUGCUAAUCCGGUGUUUGCGUGUAUCCAGAAGCAAAUCAGUGGCAACUUGGAGAACCAUGCGGCCGUGGAGACUCGUGCCAAGCCCGGCCAGCCGUGGGUUCGUGGAUGGGAUGACUUCAAGAAGACAGGACCAAACAACGCUUUCCUUGGGAAUCAGUAGAAGAGUUUCCAUCCAUUGUGUAAAUUAAUUACUCUUAUUUAACUUAGUUACACUGCCAACAAGAAAAGGAAAUAUUUUUA
Molecule: messenger RNA, 607 nt
Organism: Selaginella moellendorffii
Lineage: Eukaryota; Viridiplantae; Streptophyta; Lycopodiopsida; Selaginellales; Selaginellaceae
Product: succinate dehydrogenase assembly factor 2, mitochondrial
Exons: 4
Coding region: 63-527 (154 amino acids)
Biological process (GO): mitochondrial respiratory chain complex II assembly; protein-FAD linkage; tricarboxylic acid cycle
Cellular component (GO): mitochondrion
Source: RefSeq, a predicted model, not a curated record